AUGCCCAGCAGAACAGUCCGCUAUGUCCGCUACAGCCCACAGCAGCGGCGGCGGCGGAUGCUGGCUCAGCGCAGCGUGCGCUUCGCUAAUGAUGUCCUCUUCCUGGACCACAUCCGCCAGGGCGACCUGGAGCAAGUAGGGCGCUUCAUCCGGGCUCGGAAAGUGGCGCUGGACACCAUCUACCCCUCAGGCCUGGCGGCCCUGCACGAAGCAGUCCUCUCGGGAAACCUGGACUGCGUCAAGCUGCUGGUCAAGUAUGGGGCGGACAUCCACCAGCGCGAUGAGACGGGCUGGACGCCCCUGCACAUCGCCUGCAGCGAUGGGUACCCCGACAUAGCCAGGUACCUCAUCUCCCUGGGGGCAGACCGGGGUGCGGCCAACGACGACGGCGACCUGCCCUCCGACCUCAUCGACCCGGACUUCAAGGACCUGGUGGAGCUGUUCAAAGGGACGCGGGUGGCCUGA
Molecule: messenger RNA, 465 nt
Organism: Molossus molossus (Pallas's mastiff bat)
Lineage: Eukaryota; Metazoa; Chordata; Mammalia; Chiroptera; Molossidae
Gene: PPP1R27
Product: protein phosphatase 1 regulatory subunit 27
Exons: 3
Coding region: 1-465 (154 amino acids)
Molecular function (GO): phosphatase binding
Source: RefSeq, a predicted model, not a curated record